AUGUCAUUGCCUGAUGCAGAGGCACGCAUCAAAGAAAUCCUCGGCACUCGUUAUGUCGAUGCCCUCGAGGAUGAAGUCACCACCUCUCUCCAUGAUUUGAUGACUCGUAAUCGCAUUUUUGGGAGGCCGCUGUCUUUGGACGAGUUUCUUGAGCCGGCUGAAGAACAGGAAGUUGGAGAUUUGGGGUUUGAAGGUGGAGAUAAGGAUAUUGUUGCUGCAGUGAACCGGGAGAUAGCAGAGAAAAGCGGUGAGGUGAUUGAGGUUGAGUCCAAUGAAGAAGAGGAUGCCAAACCAGAGGUUUCCCGUGCGGAAACACUUGCACUGUGUCAGCGGCUUGAAGGGGCUUGCCUCCAGUUCGGAAAUGCUGAUUCAACACUUCCACUUGAGCUGUUGAAACAGAUCCGUCUUUUCCGUGCUGAGCUGCGACAUGAGGAGCUUCUACACUCGACACAGACUACAAUAGAUGCUUACUUUCAUUAG
This is a messenger RNA of Suillus paluster, 480 nucleotides long. RefSeq lists its product as uncharacterized. The record is from RefSeq and is a predicted model, not a curated record. The transcript is spliced from 2 exons. Bases 1 to 480 code for a protein of 159 amino acids. Lineage: Eukaryota; Fungi; Basidiomycota; Agaricomycetes; Boletales; Suillaceae.